This is a messenger RNA of Penicillium macrosclerotiorum, 1590 nucleotides long. Its product is annotated as MFS transporter. The transcript is spliced from 5 exons. The record is from RefSeq and is a predicted model, not a curated record. NCBI's taxonomy places the organism in Eukaryota, Fungi, Ascomycota, Eurotiomycetes, Eurotiales, Aspergillaceae. Bases 1 to 1590 code for a protein of 529 amino acids. Gene Ontology annotation, molecular function: transmembrane transporter activity. Gene Ontology annotation, biological process: transmembrane transport.
AUGGACGUGGAACAAUCGGCUGGCACCUUUGCCUCGGCAGAGGCCUCGAAUCAAGCUAAAAAGCAAAGUGACCUUUCACUCGCCGAAGAUCGCUCGAUCGGCCAUGGAGAACAGGACCUGCUCGGAGGGGAGAAGGUGGACGAAGUGCUCGCGGCCAAGAUGGCUCUCGUGAAUGAUGCCAUCGAUGAGAUUGGAUUUACUCCCCAUCACUGGAAACUCUUCUGUCUUAACGGAUUUGGAUAUGCCGUCGAUUCCCUGAUUUUGCUGAUCCAGUCGAUCAUCUCGACCCAAGCGCAAAAGGAAUUCCAUCCUUCAUACUCGACUGGAUUAACUAUCGCGGUGUAUGUCGGGAUGCUGGUGGGCGCCAUCUUCUGGGGCUUCUCAGCCGACAUCAUCGGCCGCCGGUUCGCCUUCAAUGUUUCCCUGUUCGUCUCCUCGGUCUUCACGAUUGUCGCCGGCGCUUCUCCUUCGUGGAUCACACUGGGGCUCUUUGUGUGCCUGAGUGCAUUCGGGGCCGGAGGAAACCUGGUGCUGGAUACGACGGUCUUUCUCGAGUAUUUGCCCAGUCGCCAUCAAUGGUUGUUGACGCUGAUGGCCGCUUGGUGGGGUCUUGGUCAGCUCAUUGCCGGCCUGUUCGCCUGGGCGUUCCUUCCCAAUUUUUCGUGUGCUGACGCCGACAAUUGUCCCCGAGCCAACAAUCAGGGCUGGCGGUAUGUCUGGUAUACCUCUGGGGCGUUUGUGUUUGUUCUGUCCAUGCUACGUGUCACCAUUAUCCGGCUACAAGAGACCCCCAAGUUUCUUGUCGCCGAAGGGAAAGACGCAGAUGCCGUCCGUGUCCUCGAAAACAUUGCGACCAAAUAUCAUCGGCCCUGUAGUCUCACCAUUGAGCGGCUGCAAGCUUGUGGAAUCACUCAGACCCGCGAUACAACUGGGGUCAAGUUAUCUCAGCGACUUCUCUCGCCAAAGGAGGUCUUUUUCCACUUCAAGGGACUUUAUGCAACUCGCAAGAUGGCCCUCUCCACCACACUUGUGUGGUUCUCGUGGCUUCUCAUCGGUCUGGCCUAUCCACUCUACAAUGUCUUCUUGCCCACUUAUCUUGCCUCCCGCGGUGCCAGUUUUGGAGAGUCGAGCCAGUAUGUGACCUGGCGCAACUACGCAAUCAAUAACACAUGCAGUAUUUUUGGUCCUGUAUUGGCAGGCUUCAUGUGUCGGUCUCCCUGGUUCUGGGGUAGACGUGGAACCAUGAUUAUUGGUGCCUUGGUCACGAUGGUCUUCUUCUUCUGCUACACUCAAGUGCGCACUGCUAGUCAGAAUCUUGGCUUCACAUGUGCCAUCUCCUUCUGUCUCAACAUCUAUUAUGGCACACUCUAUGCUUACACUCCCGAAGUAUUUCCCUCCGCCCAUAGAGGAACCGGAAAUGGAGUCGCAAUUGGACUGAAUCGAAUUAUGGGAAUUGUGAGCGCGGUGGUCGGGGAGGCGGCGGAUACGAGUACACCUGUGCCGAUUUAUAUCUGCGCCGCCUUGUACAUUGUGAUGGCAAUCGUUUCAGCAGCGUUGCCUUUCGAACCUUACGGACGACGAAGUAGCUAA